AUGGGUGGACUUGGCAGUGAUUCUGUGGGAUGUAGAGUUCAGAGAGUUAUUGCUGCAAACGGAACACAGAGGUUAAGGGGCAUUGGCGAUUGUGUUGUUACUGUACUGCUCUCUGAGGAGGACAAAGUUGAGGAUGAUGUAGUUUUUUACUUGGUAUUUUCGGGUUCCACUCUCCAUCACUGUACAAGUACUCGGAAGGUCAGUUCUGAUACGCUGGAGACCAUUGCUCCUGGUCAUGACUGCUGCGAGACGGUGAAGGUGCUGCUCUGUGCUUCCAAAGAGGGCCUGCCUGUGUUUGUGGUGGCAGAAGAAGACUUCAGGUUCAUCCAGGACGAGGCCUAUGAUGCAGCCCAGUUCCUGGCAACCAGUGCUGGAAAUCAGCAGGCUCUGAACUUCACCCGUUUCCUGGAUCGGUCAGGACCCCCGUCUACGGACGUGAAUUCCCUUGAUGAGAAGGUUUCCCUGGCGUUCAGGCACCUGAAGCUGCCAGCGGAGUGGAAUGUGUUGGGAACAGAUGCAACUUCGCAUGAUGGUGGCCCCCGAGAGACAUUGAUGCAUUUUGCUGCGCGGCUGGGGCUGCUGAGGUUGACGUGGUUCCUGUUGCAGAAGCCAGGUGGCCGCGGAGCUCUCAGCAUCCACAACCAAGAAGGAGCGACCCCUGUGAGCUUGGCCUUGGAGCGGGGUUAUCACAAGCUGCACAGGCUUCUAACUGAGGAGGAUACUGGAGAACCAGACUCCUGGAGCAGUUUAUCGUAUGAAAUCCCUUACGGAGACUGUUCUGUGAGGCAUCACCGAGAGCUGGACGUCUAUACGUUAACCUCUGAGUCUGAACCACACCAGGAACCCCCACUUCCUGGAGACAGUUGCACUGGACAUAUUUUUAAACUUAUGAACAUCCAACAGCAGCUAAUGGUAAGACAGAAAAUUUCGAUUUUCAGGCGUUUGUGCCCUCACCCCUUCCCCCAAUGAGCCUUGCUAUAAUUAGAACAUAACAGUGCUUCCCUCAAAGAUUGUGAAACCUGUAAAGCAGUUUUAGCUAUAUUAGAUGUUAGCAUUUAUAGAGACAGAGCUCAGCACUGGGGUAGUAGCAAUAAGAGACUGAGAAUUUUUCAUUUUUUUUUGCCAGGCUUUUUUAAAAAAUAACAAAAGACACACA
Messenger RNA from Physeter macrocephalus (sperm whale), 1156 nucleotides. RefSeq names its product A-kinase anchor protein 13-like. Gene Ontology annotation, cellular component: actin cytoskeleton; membrane. The transcript has 5 exons. The record is from RefSeq and is a predicted model, not a curated record. Gene Ontology annotation, molecular function: MAP kinase scaffold activity. Gene Ontology annotation, biological process: regulation of Rho protein signal transduction; adrenergic receptor signaling pathway; positive regulation of canonical NF-kappaB signal transduction. Bases 1 to 969 code for a protein of 322 amino acids. NCBI's taxonomy places the organism in Eukaryota, Metazoa, Chordata, Mammalia, Artiodactyla, Physeteridae.